CACGCUCCAGGGACGGCAGGCCUGGCUGCUGUCAGCUCCAGGAGGCACUUGACCGGCCUUUGUGCUCUUGCUGGGGUCACAGCGGAAAAUCUGGUGAUCCCAAUAGUUUGGAGAAUGUCUCAGCCUUCAUGUGCGCACACUGUCAGGGACGUGUGGGGACAGUGGGAUCACCUGGCGUGGUGCACAGGAGAAAGCCCUUUGCUGGCACCUAGAAAGAGGUGCUUAUCCUCCUCUCUAGGGAGGCAGGUGGGAAGGAGAAGGAAGUCUCUCUUCCCUUCCCACCACGCCUUUAUUUAUCACAGUUUUUCAGUGGGCAUCUAGAGCUGCAGACUCACGGCUCAUACUUAGCGUUUAUUGGGGAGUUCAUGGGAUUGGUCUCAGUAAAGGUUGUCUUGCUUCGCAGCAGGCUUGAAAUGUCUCAGUAUAUUAUUCUCCAACUGAAAGCUAUUUGUUUUGUGAUGGCAACGUGAUGUCUGCAGUGUUUACUGGGCACCUGGGUAACUUAAAGUUCUUUAUAUUUUUGAGGCUGGCAGGUCUGACAUCACUAGUUGCUCCUCAAUGUAGGUCCUCCUCCAAGCUUACAGUUUUGUUCUCCAUAGGAAGCUCUGUGUUUUCCAUUGUUUUGAUAAGUCUCCUCCAGCCUUUCCCUCAGCUCACCUAGCCAGUUAUGCUUCACUCUCAGGUUGGCUGCACGUCUGGGAGGCUUGGCCACUUCUGCUGCGUAGUCGCAGUGGAAAUAAGUGCUUCAUAGCAACCCUGCAGAACUUACAGUGGAGUGCAGCAGCCACGAGUCAUGGUACUUUCGCUCAGGGGUGAUAUCAAAUGAUGAGAGAUGGUGCUGUUGGACAAGAUUAGUAGGUAGUGCGAAAGCACUUCUCUUUCCUCAGAGGCAGUUGCUCUCUUUGCCAGGUACAUCAAAAGCGUGCCUUGGCCCAGGCACUGGUUAUUAUGUGUGUGCUGGAGUGGAGUCCUCAGAUCUCUGACCUUGGAGAUAACUUGAUAGUUGUCUGGACAAGGCCCUGAACAGCUUGAUCUGACUUUGAAAUUAGCCUUGCUUUGACUGUUGGCGGGUGGGAGGUGGGUGUGCUAGAGACCACUAGAGGUCCCUGCCUACACUAUCCUGAGAUCCUUCACCCGAGGACUGAAUGGGGGACAGAGGGCACCACAGACAUCCCUGGGACGGGGCUGUACCGGCCUGGCCUCUUCACUUGAGAUCCAUUGCAUGUUCCUGUUCCCCACUAGCAGUGUGCUAUGUCUCUCUGGGAUCCCUUCCUGUUCUCCUGGUGGGUGGUUGUAAUGGUUCUCCCUUUUUCCUCUGACCCCAGGGUUUCUAACAGAAGUAGGUGUUACUGCAGAGUCAGUGUGGCCAAAGCAGUUUUGGUGUAGGGAUCUGUCUUCUGGAGGGUACCACUCCUCCUGGGAUGCGUGCUCUCACAGAGCUUGGGCACCGAAGGAUCAGCCUGUCUGGUUCAUCUCCCAGCAGGGAUGGUGGGCAGCUCACUGCGGUACAGAAUUCUGCCCUUUUUCUUUCCCUUUCAGGGAGUCUCUGUGGUUCCCUAGGCCAGGCUUUGUGGUUUGGGUGCUGCUUACUCCAGGCCAUCUCUGGGAGGAAGAAGCAGUAUCAGCCUGAGGACCAGAAGCCCCCUGUUCCUCAGGCUGAUACUGCUUCUUCCAGCAGCUGCUGUGGUGGUGUACAGCCCUGUAGUAGACAAAGUUUUGAUAUGUUGGAAGCAUUCAGAUUGUUUUAAAGACUGGGGAAUUCUGCUUGCUUUUUUCUUUUUUUUUUUUUUUCUUGUACUGUGUCUUUUUCAGAAUAUGAUGCCCCAGGAACGCACAUUAAACUUUUCUGGAGUGGAUUUGUGUAUUCUAAAUCAGGAGAUUGAUUUACACGCCAUGUUAGUGAUGCUGUUCUCUUCACUGACCAUUUAACAUAGCAGGAGAUAACAAUGUGCUCCAUGUCCUCAAAGCAUACUUGUCCCAAGAGAGCUGGGUGCUCGGGCACCCUUGCAGCUCUGGUUAUUGGUAACUGAGACCUUUUGGUGGUCUGAGACCUUUUUCCAGAGCCUGAACUGGAAAGCAGGCCAUCUUGAAGCCUCUUAUGAAGGUGCCAGAAUGGGGCAGUCUCAUUAGAAUCAUAGGGUUGGAAGGGCCCUCUGGAGAUCAUCUAGUCCAACCCCCUGCCAGAGCAGGGUCACCCAGAGCAGGUUGCACAGGAACGCAUCCAGGCAGGUUUGAACGUCUCCAGAAUCGGAGACUCCACCACCUCUCUGGGCAGCCUGUGCCAGGGCUCUGCCACCCUCAAAAGUAAAGAAGUUCCUCCUCAUGUUGAGGUGGAACUUCCAUGGUCAAGUUUGUGCCCGUUACCUCUUGUCCUGUCACAGGGCACCACUGAAAAGAGCCUGGCCCCAUCCUCCUGACACCCACCCUUUAAGCAUUUAUAAGUGUUGAUAAGAUCCCCCCUCAGCCGUCUUUUUUCCAGACUGAAGAGACACAAAUCCCUCAGCCUUUCUUCAUAAGAGAGGUGUUCCAGUCCCCUCAUCAUCUUGGUAGCUCUCUGCUGCACCCUCUCCAGCAGUUCCCUGUCCUUGAGCCGGGGAGCCCAGAACUGGACACAGCUUAAGCCGCAGCUGUAGCUUGAGAAAGGUUCACACUCUCAAGUGGUGGACAGUGGGCUGUUAGUGCUCGCUGCCUGCUGGACAGGCAGCCAGAUCGCAUGGAGUCAUCGGAGCAAUCCUGCAGUCCUCAUUGGAGUUAACGGUUCCAAGGUUUGGGAAUGAGUCGUAGUACUGAAUUUUGAUCUUGGGCAGGAGACGAGGUGAUACUAUGUUUGGCGUCACCAUUUUUCUGGUGUCAGCAGAAGAAACAGAGCUCUAAUUCAAGCUUUGCAUACCCCAUAGAGGUUGCAGUGUCUGAUCCAAAGCGCAUAUUUUAAGAUGAAUGGAUUGGACCAGACUUCUCAAAUAAUUCUAGCUUCUAGUAAAUAACCUUUGGGCUCUCUAGGUACCACCGCUAGCAGAGCUUUGAUUUUAGGAAACAGCUUUGAAGUCAAAUGUACCUUCAUCCCCUUUAUGUCGCAGGUGAUUGAACUUGAUAAUAAUUCAGUGACCUGAGGUGAUCUCGAGAGAGGAGUGUGUUAGGACACAGCUGAGUUGUUGAGGGAGAGCUGCACUUGGUCCCUAAUGGCUUUGCAAAGCUGGACUUUAAAGAUCCCAGAAGAUGGUGUCUGCUUGCAUCCUGAUGCCAAGGCACUGGCAGCAGUGGAAGUCACCUAACUUUGUCUCACAAAGAGGAGAUUUACCCUGCCCGCCUGUGGUUGCUGAUCAUGCUGGGUCGGUGGGCUGGGAAGGUCAUGGGGGUAUGGAAGGUCUCCAGAUUCACUGAGAUUUUUGUAUGCAAUUUCCAAAAAGCUGAUAGCAAUAUUGCUCUGAACUGUGCAAAGCAUGAGAACCUGGGACUUGGUCCUAGUGCACAGAGAAGCUUUAGGGUGAAUAGAUACACCACCAGCUUACCUUGCCCCUCGCUGUCCCUCUCUCCCCCUGCAGUCUAGACAAUUAUUGUCCCAAAACUCAGAGUCCUGCCAACUGUAGGGUCUGGCCAGUGGCAGGUUUGUAGACACACCUUAGCUGGAGGACGCACCGUGCUGCACUCAAGCGAGCUUUGUUGGUGCAGCUGAGCUGCUGGCCCGGCCUCAGCCCAGCAGGGCUGUCCCUGUGUUGCCCUCGUGUCAACAGGUAGCCCCGCAUCUCAUGCCUUGUUACCCCUGUUUGGCUUCUCUGCUUCCUGGCCGUGCCGUCUCCCAGCAGGGAUGUCACUGACAAAGUGGUGGGAGGUCUCAGCUGGCCUCGCUGACAGGGUCACAAAGGGGGUUGUAGAACCAAACCCGUUCCAUAAAAAGUCAGGAUUGAAUAUCAACGUCCUUGGCAUUGCCUGUGUGCUCAAAAGUGGAAAAGGGCUGUAUCAAGAGGGAGGAUCAGCUGGAGCAGGGAGCGGUCCCUCGGCUCCCUGCACUUCCCAGGGAGUGUGUGCUGUGCCCUCCUGUGGCUCUGCCUCCACGCAGCACUUGCAGCCCCCCUGCGAGACCAGAAGAAUGGAGGUGGGAUGGGACCCCAGGGAGCAGUGGGGAUGAGGAAGAGGAGAGGCGCUGAUUUUUAGCAGGUUUUCUUGCAGGUUGCUCCUGGAAGGCUGGUCAGGGUGGUAGGCAGGGACAGUGUCCUCAGGCCCCACAUUUAUCCCCUUGUGCUUCCUGCAGGAUUCGUGGGCUCAGCCAGGCCAGCGCUGGGUGCAGUUCACUGCUCCCGCUUCUCUAGCAGCCAGCAGCCCCUUUCAGAUCCUGGCACCCCACACCUUCCCCUUGCUCCUUUGCAGCCAUCUGGGAGCAGGGCAAAUAUUUUUGUAUUGAUAACAACAGAAUUGCACUAAUGACAUGAAUAUAGAUGUGAUGAAACACACAUUCUUCAAAUUUACCACAAGGAAUGUAAUAAGCAACAGUUGAAACUGACUAAAAACUGGCAUGUUUCUGAUCAGGAUUUGGAAAACAUUCUCCCCACGCUGUUACUGUUCAUCAAGCAGCCAGUGAGACUGGAGAAAACAGUGUUGAGGGAGAGGGGAGAGGAGGAGACCUAGGUCCACCUUGCCCCAUCUGAAGCUCUGCCGUUACCAUGAUGUCCAGGAAUAUUGUUAGGUGCUGCGGGGCCAAAUAUUACCUGUCCCUUACGGACUUGUGCUUUGUGCUGGGGAGGCACUAUCCAUCCUUCUGUGGUGGUGGGGAAAACACAUGGCCAUGGGCCUUGGCAGCCAGUCUGCUACCCUCCUGUGGAAAACUGCUCUUUCCGCUAAAUUGGAAGGACGGGCAGCUGUUGCCCCAGGGGCUGUCAACCCCCUCCCUCAUGCAGAGCCACAGCAAUUAAGGAGGGGAUUUUGCACUUUUCUUGAGACUGAAAUCCCUCGCUCUUGGGCCUCGUGAGCUGUUGGUAACACCAGAGGAAACCAGUAAUUCCGCAUAAAGCGAUACAUCCUGGUGAACGCCUUCAAUUGAUUUAGCCUGCUCAAACAGAAGAAUCAUGCAAAAGCCAAGGGAAUGUGCCAUGUUUGUUAACUGGCCAGAAAAGUGAUUCUCGGGCCGCUGCCUGUGUGCUAACUGGUGCACGAACAGGCUGAGGCUGGACACAUCACACCAAGGCAGCUGCAACAAGGGAGAGCUCCUUCAGUCUUAGGCGGUUGGGCUGCCUGCUUCUCAUUGGCCCCAAAAUCCCUUGUGUCGAUUCCUGUUGUUCAGGGGGACUGUGAGCUCCUCACUGCCCCUGUGACAGUGCCCAGAAAACAGGACAGAGCUGUGGGCCCAGCCCCAGGUGGGGCUGUGUCCCAGCCCUUGGACGGAGCUGCCCGAUGGGAUGUGCUCCCCUCCCUGGGCGCAUGGCUCCCCUCGCUGUGCUCCGGUGGCUCUCCGCGAGUGCCCCAAGAACUGUUUCCACACAGCGUCGGCGUGGCCUGAGGUCACAGCAGGUCUUUGAGGUUCCAACACGUCUGUGGGGUCAGAGAGCCCUGUGGUGCUGCGCUGGCUACAAGAACCGAUUGCUCAGCCCCCAGCCCCAACUGCAGCAGCAGCAGCAGCAUGGUGCGAGCGCACGGGACUGUGGUCCUCAUCCGACACAUCCACCUUGUCGUCUUCUUCCUGGUGGCCCUGCACGCCAGGGUUGUCUGGGCUGCUCCAUUGCAAGCACAGGGAGGAGGUAAGCGGGCGGCACUGGUGCAGCCUUUCACGAGCCAGCAGGCUCUUCUCCCCAGGAAGCCUGGAUGAUGUUUUUUCCCUCCAGUGCUUUAAUGAGGGUUUUCUCUGUGUGCAUGAGAGCUCUCCCGGUAAGAAAGCCCAAAGCAAGGGGGGUGGGGAGGUCCAUAUGUUGGUUCAUCCGCUCCUCGAGAGGUGUUGCACAUGGCCUGAAGAGAGUGUUUGGAGAGCUGGCAGGUGCCAGACAAGAGGUCCCCAGGCCUCUCUGCAGCUUUGGCGAGCUUGACCUAAGUCUGGCUCCCACACUGUUAUCUGACCCGCUUUGUGUCCCUGCAGUUCACUAAGGCAGCACUGGAUCCCAACAUACAAUGGAAAUGUUUCUCAUUUGUGCUUGCUUCUAGAUGAGGGUGGUAGCAAUGAUUAUCCAGUGUCUCGGCUGGAUGUUGGUUUGGAGCCCUUGGGGCACCCUGGAGGUAAGUUCUCAAUGUCCUUUUCCUUGAAGGAAUAAACAUUGACAAUGUGGCAAGAGCUUAUUCAUGUGCAAUUUUCCUUAAGAUCCUCUCAAGGUCAACAGCUUCUCAACUUCUUCGCCUAUUCCUGUCCUUCAGCCUGAGAGCAAUCUCACACGUAAGUCAGGGGGAGGAAGGAGCAUUUACCUUUUAAUCUUUCUGUGACAGACAUGUACAGACAUGGAUAAGAGCAAAAAGGCAACAGGUCAGGGUCAGUGAUGUGCCCCAGGGUGCUUUGCCUUAUGAAGCCAUCUUUGCUGGCCCCUCAGAGCCUGAGCUGCUUGGGGUGCCGGCUGCCAAGACAGCGGGCUUGUUGGGGUUGACUUUAGAGCUGGUGUGAGCUCCAGGCAGUCCUUUAUCCCGGCAGCUCUGCGUGUGGUUUGUUUUGUCUCAGCACAGUGCCGCUACAGGCACUCGGUAACUCUUUGCACCAUGCUCCUGAGUGGAAGAGAGAUGAGUGCCAUGGAGUAAUCCCCUCUUUGGAUUGCACUCUCUGCCACUCUGGUCUGAAGAAGUAUCUUGAACUGCGUCACGGGAGCUGCUCUGUCCUGUGCUUGUUUGCAGCUGUGCCUGUAGGUGAAGGUGAUGCAGCUUCCCAGCUGGCUUCCAGGCUGCGGGAGAUGGCAUGGGUACGUCAUGGCUUUUUCCUCCCUCUUUAAAAGCUGCCAGCUCAAAGCCCAAAGGUCAGCCAGCUGGGCGCCUCUGGAGGUGUGAGGACAGAGACCUGCACCUGUGUGCCCUCCCCUUGUGUGAUCCCCUUACUGCUUCUGUGAUUCACUUCUGCCGAUGUAGAUCACAAUAGGUGACAGGGGCUUCCGCUGGGUGUUUAGAACUGUAGAACCAUAGAAUCGUCUAGGUUGGAAGGGACCUUUAAGAUCAAGUCCAACCAUUAACCUAACACUGCCAAGUCCGCCACUAAACCAUGUCCCUCAGCACCAUGUCUACCCAUCUUUUAAAUACUUCCAGGGAUGAUGAUUCCACCACUUCCCUGGGCAGUCUGUUCCAAAGUUUAAUAACCCUUUAUGCAAAGAAAUUUUUCCUAAUAUCCAACCUAAACCUCCCCUGACGCAACUUGAAGCAUUUCGUCUUGUCCUAUCACUUGUUUAGCUACAGGUGUGCCUGUAGAGAAGGCUUUUCCAGCUCCUCGGCUGCAUCCUGCACUAGUGCCCGUCUGGCGUUGCAGGGGUGAGUAGUCUUUCUCUACUGACCCCACAGGAUAUGCACUGUUUUUCUGUAUUUUAUUCACGCAAAAUUGAAGUGAAUAGUUUUUGUUAAGGGACUACAGGGGUAAAGUUUCAGGCCGAUGGAGGAAAAAAGUCCCCAAAGGCAUCUGAAGUCCUUGGGGAAAUUCUGAAGGAACUGGAGAGAGGACAGGGUGGGUAUAUUUCACUCCGCCUUAGCUGUCAGACUUGACAACUGGAGGUUUUAGAUAGAUGUCUGGACACGCUGUGGCCUGCGCAGCAGGAAGGGAUUGAUCAGAGCCUUGCAUCAGCGAUGCUGGGUUUCACACCUUGCAGGCAGGUGCUGGUGAGACACAGAGAUGGUGCAGAGCCUCUGCUGCCAGUUGUGGCUCAUGCCAAAUGGCAGAGGCAGCCGCUGCCCCAAUUUUACCAUUAUGGCUCAGAGCUGGUUUGUGCAGAUGUUGGUAUGCAGAUUUGAGGGCCUGGCAUAUGCUGAACUUGUGUUAAGCUCAUGUGCAGCCCUGCUUGCCCACUGGGCCAGUUGCAGGGGAGUGAGGUCCCAGGCAAUGCUGGUUGCCUUUUCCUAGUGCUGGAAGUCAGGUGGACAUGCUGAUUCUGCAGGUGUUUUCGGUGGUGCUCAACGUCCUGUCUGUUUCCCGAUAGCUGGGAUGGGAUGAAGGUGACUGUUGCUGAUGUUUACAGGGCAGGGCCGGAGGGCCUUGUGGAGGAGCCCUUCUUGGAAGGGCCACUUCCCCGGCUGGCUUGGCUGCAGCUUCUUCCCAUCCUCUUGGAAGGAAGGCAUGUAGCAUAACCUUACAGUUUGCCAAAAAUGCACUAUGUGGAAUGUGAACCAGAAGAUGAUGUGCAAUUUCCUGGUCUCCCAGCAGGUCAGGCGUGGCUGUUGUUUGGAGUGGUGACUAGGCGCAGCCCCAAAAGCCCAGGCAUUUUUUUUCUAAACUUUAUCAAUGUCUUUGAGAAGUCUUGUCUCCUGAAGAUGCCCUCUCCCUGAUGGUGAAUGGUUCCAUCUGAUCCAACUGUCCUGUUUUCUUUCUCAAGAGGCGGACCAAGAGGCUAUGAAAAAGGAGGUGUUUCCAGAAGGAAGCAACGACUCACUGCCAGUCCGUGAUGAAGAAAGGGAGGUGAUGCGAGCCACUGGCAUGCUAGAUGCGGUCAAUGGGAGAUCCACAACUGUUGCCAACCCCCAGAAGACCACAAGUGUUUACUUCGGUGUUGUCUGCGCUGAAGAUGUGUGAAGGCGCUGUAUGAUAAGCACAGCUGCACUUGUGGUUUCCCUGCUAUUUGCAACACUGUUGUGCUGUGUCAUAGUCCAUCAGUGGAGGAAGAGACAACAGCUCCUCUCUGCAGCCUCGGGAGCCCAGCUGGGAACCCGCGGUUACUCUGGCACCCCAGAGAGCCAGACCCAACGCCAGCAGCCACUGCUCUCACACUCCUAUGGCGCCCGGCGCCCCCCAGACCGUCCCUAGCCAGCCUGCAGCAGAUGUGGAACCAGCCCAGCACCCCCCCACCCCAAUGGCCUCCCCGCCCUCAGGACUCGCUGGUCUGGCCCUACGGCAAGGACUGAAGGCAACCCCACCAGGGUAGGGCUUGGGGUGUGCUGAUAAAACCAACAGCUUCAUGGAUCAGCCCUUUUUCUCCAAAUAAAGACGGACAGAGCUGUCACACAAGUGUCCAGGUGGUACCAACAGCAAACCCUGUGAGGCACCAGCACUGGCUGAGCUUCACGCCUGGCCGCAGCCAUGGAUGCCCAUGGUGUUGGCAGGCAGGAGCCAGGCACAGGGCUCCUCCAACCAGCAGCGGGGACCUCAGGGUCUGAGGGAGCCCAUGGCCGUGACCAGCAACCGUCAGUGACACCAGCCUGACCAAUGCUUGGUGCUGAAGGCAGUGACAGGAGCCCAACCUGGCUGGUCGCACAGACUGGUGUGGAUCCAUGGAGUGAGGGAACAUAUAUUGCAGCAGCAGCAUCUGGCUGUGGACCUCCUCAAAUGGGGUCCCCAGGAAAAGAGGGAAGCCAUCAAGAAUGUCUUCAGGGACACAAGCCUGACAAGCAAAUGUACUGGAGGCAAAACAAAGUUCCUCACCAAUUAAUGGGUCCUUGAUGGGCCAUCUCACCAGUUGCGGGUGCUGCAGAGUAUCUCCACAUCUGGGAGCCGAGCCUCCUACGACCCUCCCUGAUUAAGGCUUUUAUUACCUUGGGAGUAAUGAAGCGGUGGCCACCCCACUGCUUGAACAGCAUGUUGAAAGGCUGGCUGAAGCAUUUGUAGGAGUUCAGCUGUGCUGCUAAGGCUGUGGCCACUGUUCACAGGACAGGGAAGUGCCUUGCUGCCCAGUAGUGCCCUGGAGCCAGGUUCAGGUUUCCUUGGCUCCCCUCUUUUGUUUGCUAAAGCUCAGCUACAAAAGCUACUACUAUAAACAUGAAAACAUUUUAAAAAUAAUCCACACCAGUGCAUGCCAGACAUUUCACAGCAAACCCAGAAGUGCUGUGUCGGUACCAGCUCUAUAUUUAGUGAUGAGUACCGGAACUGGAUUGGAAGAGCUCAGCUCUCCUCCUCCACCCAACCUACAUUAGUACCACCCAUCCCUCAGCUAGGAGAAACUCUUAAAACAAUGAGAUGGAACAAUCGAUGAAUCUGCUUUGCUACAGCAGUUACUCCUUUCCUGUAUGAUCGCAUGCUAAUACCACCGUGUCUCCUGAGCCGAAACCCCAAGCUCCAAAAAUACAGGACACUUUUGUUUUAGAGACUGGUCAAGGAAAGGAAUAGCUCGUACAGCAAGUGCCAGACCCAGGUCCACUUUCCCUCCUUGCCAAACCAGAUGGGGUUUGCAUUUCAGGCAAAAGCUUCAAGUACAAGAGAAGCAGAAACGCAAAUCUAGUAGCGCUGCCACCUUUGUGUCUCUGGCCUUUAAGAGAGACUGCCAUUUAAGCCACUGUGUUUCUGUGCUGAGAAACUCAGCACAUUUCCACGAGAAGUCUGAGCUGUGAAACUACAUUUUUGCUUUGCAAGUCAGUAGGCUGAGCUGGCCUUCAGUUAUGCUUUAACCCCAUCAUGUACAGAAAGGCAGAAAAGCCAGAGCUUCUCCUUUUCUAGCCCAGCAGCAAAGGAGCCUGCCGUGGCUGGGCAGGGCUUGUUCCGGCAAGCUGCAGUCGCAGCCCUGCAGUGGGCUGGGACACCCAAUGCCUGCAUCAGCAGAGCCAAGUAAAACUAAAAAUCACCCCGGAGAGGGAUAUGGAGGGCAGGGUGGGAGCAAGGAUGCUGGCAAGAGCCUCCUGCACCCUGUCCCCGUGGCCAGGGACAAGACCACGCGAUGGCAGCCUUUCUGCACAAGAGCUUCAGUCCACGCUGAAGGACUUUCAGGGAGUUCAGCAGUGCUGACGGGCUGGUGGAUUUUCCCCUAACUUCUGACCCCACAAGAGGGCGGAUGUUGAAAUGAUCACUUGCAGAGGGAAAAAAGGAAUACCUUCUGGGGAGCUGCAGAAACAUGGAGCGUUUGGCCUUUGCCAAACUGGGAGCUGCGUUUGCCAAGAACAGCCACAGCCACCUUCUGAGCAGCAAAAAAUACUAAGGGUCAGGUCCGUAUGCCUGUGACACAGCUAAGCAAUGCGCACUCUGGCGUAACAGAGCUUCUGGUGGCUCAAUAGCUGCUCCACACGGAUCUGGACCUGCUGUAGCAAAAUCUGAUGCUCAUUUAUUUCAAAGUCUAUACACACUCGACUUGUCAACAAAGGCACAGGAGAGCUGCUCAGCAUCUCCGUAACACCCGGCCAAAACAGUGAAAAAUUGUGGGACACAAGAAUCUGCAGGGGAGCCUGCUAGCAGCAAUAUUGUCAUUGGUGAUACGGAGAAACAAAGAACAUUUCUCUAGAGUCUGUCAAUAGAGUCUGCAACACGCAUUAACUUCAUCGUGGGCAUCUUCAGCCUCUAUUGCCACAGUUUCGGUCGUGAUUAGAAACUGGAGAUUUUUAAUGUAAAUAAUAAAAUUUUACUAUAAGACUAUAGCUAUAGCACCCUUAUCCACUUCCUACAACACAUCAGAUUAGAAAGCUUCUAAUGAAUUUGAAGAAAGCGUAAUUUUGACUAGAAGUAAAAGUUUAAGGAAACAAUAAGCAAAAAUAUGCGUAGAGGUGAGUAUAGUGUUCUGCUUCGUUCUUGAUGGGGUUUAGGAGAGGUGCUGAAAAACCUGUGUAGAACAAGAAACUCGUGUUUCUACAUAAAAAUUAUGUUCUUAAAUUUAAUAGGCUUUAGCAAAAAAUUGACUGCAUUAGUUUGAAAUAUUAAUAGAACGAAUUAGUUAUUAUGGCAAGUAAUUCCACAGAAGAAUAAAGAAUGAGAAAAAAAAGAUCUCCAGAAGAUCUCAGCAAGGUACAGCGUGAUCCACUUUCCCUUAGGAUUCUGUCAGAACUUGCACGGCUAAGCCUCAGCUUCCUCAGCCAAAGGCAAACAGCUGCUUUCUCUUCAUCUCCCAGCAUAAGAGGGUAUUCAGGGAUAGUCUGGGGGUCAGGGCAGUGGCUGUACUAUUACUUGUUGUUUUCUCUUCUCUUUCUCUCUCUCAAAGGUGUUGAGAGUUUAAAAACAGAAAAGUACCUGUAAACUAGCUGUAGUCUGCAGAAUGCAUCUGACAGCGAAGCGUAAUCCUUCCUCAGUUACUCGUACUUCACAGUCUCACAAUUGUUUAAGCAGACUUUAUUUAGAGAAAAAAAAGUAGCAGAUAAGUAAAUACACAGAAGGGACUAAUUUAACCAACCCCAUGGAUAAAAGUCUGGGUAGGGCAAGAAGUGUCAUGGGAGUGUUUUAAUCUGUCAGAAAUGUGAUGACUAAAUGAGCAAUUACUACUCUGAAUGUGUACCACCACUGGGCUCCUCCUACACUCGUUUAGGAGUAUUUCUACAUUUCUCAUGCAACCUGCCUGUGUGACAAACCUGCGCCUGCGCGCACACACCCUGGACCCAAUUAGUGUCAGGUUUACGAGCUGCUCAGCAUGUGCCUCGUGUCUCUAAACCUCUCCUGGAAGCAAUUUUCCCAGCGUACAAAGAAUGAAUCACCCUUCUCCUAACUCUCUCAGCAGAUAGUUCCCAAAUAAGGGCAAAAUAAACAUAUGUAAUACAUGAUACAGCAUUCUAAUGAAUUAGAUAAUAGCCUCCCAGCAGAAGUAGAUGCAGAGUAUUAGCUGCUUCAAGUGUUCAACAUUACAUGUAAUUAAAUAUGUCAGGGUAGGUGAGACAAGGCACUUGAACAGGCACUUGCAGAAAACUAGUGAAACAGCCUGCUUCAAAAAAAACACCCAAACAACCUCAAGCAAACAAGCAAAAGAAAACAACUGGAAAAGAAGAAAAUCAAUGCACACCUACUACAGGAAGUAUAAAUUGCCUUCUCUAUCUGCAUCCCAGUCACUCCCAAAGCAUCAGUACCUGAAGAAGAGAGGAGAGCAGAGGAACGGUACACAACUCUGCACACCCCCUCCUCGGGCACCAACUGCACCAGGGUGAAACCGUUUGCUUAAUUUAAUAAAUGACUUAACAUGACCACACCUUGUAUAAUCGAUAGACACACGGUGCUGUUGGAAUGUCCCUAGCAGUCUCCUAUUGCUCUUCACACACAUUUUCAAGUGACCAAACAUCGUGCUUAGCCAGAGGCAAUGCUUGCCAAGGAAAAGGAACUCUUACAUCAGGAUGUAACACAAAUCCUACUGAAAUGAAGCCAAACCCAGAACUGUAUUUUAGCCCAGCAACUAAAACGUUGGGUUACCUCUGAGCAGGCCAAGAAGGAGCUCAGGAGGCCACAGGAGCUGCAAUGCUUCCUUAGGUGACAAUACUAAGGGCCAAAGGCAAGACACUGGCAUAAGAAAGGCUUAAUUAUCUACCCAGGGGCAGCUGUAGUGAGAAGCACCAGUGUAGCUGGUGUUUGUUAGGUGCUGAGCUGGGCUUCCUUUUUCUGCUCUCCUGCACAGGAGAGGUCUGCCUCCCCCUUUCCUACUGUCUCGUUUCCUUCUGCUGAAGGCUGACUGGGUCAGAAACCAUUGUCUGCUGGUGAAGGAGCAGCUCCCCAAACAGAAAACACUGAGGUGGCUUCAGUUUAAUGUUGUGCUGAAGAAGUUACAUGCAUCAGAGGAGGAUGAGAAGGGCUCAGAGGAGAGCACCAGAGAGUUUACCGCAGCUAAAGGACAAACAAAGCCAAACAGAGGGAUGCUUUGUUUCAGGUUAGUCUAAGAAAGGCAGUGAGGAUUACAAGGAAACAGUUUGUAUCUCUUCCUCCUGCGAGAAGAGUGAGCAUUAAACCCAUAAUCAAAGUAAAUUGGUACCCUGAGUGGCCGAGAGCGUGUAGCAGCCCAUACAGAGGGAGAGCCAGAGCACAGCCAGGCAGUGAGGACGUACAAGCGGUCGCUAGUAUGUGAGAAGUUGCUGAUGGACAACCCAAGGAUCUGAAGGACCUCUGCCUUUCAGGACUGUCCAUCCUGAUCUCUGAUAUUUUCUGUUACCAGAACUCAAGAGGCCAUUUAUAAGAGUUACAGCUACCAAACCCAAUUGCUGUGAAAAGGCAGAGAGAAACCCCCCAGUUUACCACCGUUCCCUCAGGCUAACUGGGGACUGGAGGCUGGAUCCAGCCCAGGCUGCUCCCUGUUGCUUUCUAAGAGCAGACAAUGCACUGCAAAUGACACUUGACUGUGUAACAAAUGGAGGAUUUGCACCCACUCACUUAUUAUGUGCGUUGCUGGAAAAGCACACCUAAUUCGAUAAAAAUCUAACUUCCAGCUAUGAAAUCCAGAGAAGUUUUGUACCUGGCAAAGGUGGAAAUGCAUGACGAGACUGGAGAGAGCCCUGGUCAUAGUGAAAGCAAAUGCUAGGCAGGGCAGGUUUGCUUAGGAACUACUAGUAUUUUCUUUCUUCAACUGACAUAGGUAUUGGGAUUCCUGGCUGAUACUAAGCAGAUGAUAGACUUGUGGGGAAGUUUGUGGGAGUUGAGCAUGCCCAGGGGGCUGAGGGCUGGCCCGAGCAGGGUGGACCUCCUGGAAGUAAAUGGCCAGCACUGCUCCUCACAGCCCGGCUGGCUCCUGGCAAUCAGCACAGGCUGCUCCACCUCAUUCAACCCAAGCACCUGCAGGAGAUUGUGCUGUUUACAAGCUUAUCACUUGUUCAGGGUGGUGUAGAGUCCUUUUCCCCAGAGGGGUAGCUGUGCCUCUUAUCUACCCAGGAGCCCUCAGCACCUUUGUGUGCAGAGCAAACAGCAGAGGAGGAUUUUGAACAUGGCUCAGUCUAUCGUGCCUUGGUGAGCACAUCAAUAACGCAGAGAUGGCUCUGGCUUUGUCUUUGCAGCACCCUCUCCGAUUGCUGGAGGCAGGCGUGAUGGAUGGUUUCCCUUCCCUGUCAGCACCCGGCUGCUCCACCACAGGACACCGCAGCUCUGGGACACAGGGAGGUGGGCAGUGGGCCUGCCUCGGGCACGAUGGCGGGGGCCCUUCCUGGGCCCACAGCCCAGGAGGCUGGACCUGACCCCCUGUGCUGGCAAUGUCCCCUUCCUGUUGAGAGUGUGGUACAAAAACUACCCGUCUCCUUGCUCGCUGCACAGGCCUUCCCCCCUGUGCCUCCCUCCCUGAGCCUGGGUACGCUCGGGGCAGGAGGGCAGCGUGCCUGGGCCUCCAAACUGCCAUCACAGCCUCCCCACUCGCCAUUAUGGGAGCCCAGUCUUUUCCCCUCAGAGAGGGAUCCCUGUGCCCCUGACCUCCCCUUAGUGUCCCAGAGAGCCCAGACAAGCGGGCCCGGGCCUCCAGCCCAAGCAGGGGCUGUGCUGGAGCAGCCAUGGGGAGGGCUGGCGGGUCCUGGCCGGUCGGGGCUGCUGAGGCCCCUCGGUGCCUGAGGCAGGCUGGGAAGCUGCCCAGCUCCUCACCCCCACGCUGGUGGGAUCGGCUCUCAGCCUUCCCUAGAGCUCAGGGACACGGAAAACACACACACAGCUCCUCCUGUCACGCCUGGAGUGGGACCGAGGGUGGCCAGAGGACGAUGCAGAGCCACCGCCACUCUUGCUGUGAGUCAGGGGAGGCCACGUGAGGCCCCAGCGCCAGCCCCAACGCCUGCCCGCCCACCAUGGCGUGCUGGGGCCAGCGCUGCGCACACCCUGCGCUGGGAUCCCGACCCACCGCACAGCCCUCAGGUGAGCGCCGGGGAGGGGUUCGGGAGCUUCUUGUGACUGAGACUGAGGGCAUUUCAGGGUUGUGUCCUGGCUCCUGGUACAUGGCUGGUUGUUUAUUGCUCCCCGAGGCAUCAAGACACUGACAAGGGGUCAUGGUGCUGUGGGGGCAAAGCACAGGGCUUACCUGUAACCUCCAUGUCUUCCUGACUGGACUUCCACAACUUUUAAAUAUCUUUUUUUCUAUAAAAUCCUAGUGGCAAUCCCCUUAUUUUCUGUGCCGAGGAAGAUUUGUUUGCUUUAACUACUCAGACUACAAACGUGAACUCUUCUGGCUUCUGAUGAGCUCAUUUUCUUCCCUUCAGAGCUUUCCAACGACCGCACAGAGGAGCACACAGUGAGUAAGCAGAAAUACAAACCAGGUAAUUUCAAAUGGUGUAUAUAAACGCAUACAGGAGUGCUGCCAUCAUUUUACCAGUGUGGCUGGAAAACAGGCAGCAAACGGCCCCGGGUUUGUGGGUGUGGGGCUGGCAGCAGCACGGCCACCAUGUCUGGGCUAGCAGUGAGAGCCGGGAGAGGGAGGAAUAGCCGGUGCUGCGGCAAGGGGCAGACGGGCUGAGCCUGCUCCCUGCUCACACCCAUGGGGACGGUCACACCGAGCCUGGGGAGCUGCCCUCCCCAUGGUGACACACACUCGCUGGGUCUCUCCAGCUGCCAGUGUUCAAGAAUGUUGUAAAGAGUGAGAAGUCUUUGAGUUUUGCUGCUUCUCUGUUGCAUUUCAUCUAUAUUUGACAGCAGGAAGGCAAGCAGACGAAUAGCAGAACUAUCUCACAGGUGGCAUUACCCGAGGAGACUAGAGAAGUCUGGUCUAGGAACGGUUUGAAACUUAGACGACGUGGAUCAGUUUUUGUUGUCUUGCUGGAAGAAACGACCAGCUUUCACCACAGGCCUCCAGGACAUCUUCCUGUGGAACCAACCACUAGGACCAGCCUAAGACUUGCAGGCCCAGCAAUGGAGAACUUGAAUGUCCCGUUCCCUGAUCUUACUGAAGAACAGCAAGACAUUUUCCAGAGGGUUUUUACUGCUGAUGCCAAUUACUUGGAGCAUCAUGAGAAAACGAACCAGUCCUUCUGGGAGUCACUUGUAAAAUAUCUAGCCACCACUGACCCACCUAUCCUGAAGACUGAAGAAAAGAACAAUCUCCUGAACAGCUGCAGGGUCCUGCCUGGAGGCUGUACAGCCUGCCUGAAAGCCAUAGAGAAGAAAGGAGGCCGGGCGAUGGCUGUUCUUUACCUCUUGCUGAAGACAACCAAUCCAGCGGGAUACAGGCAGCUGCCCAGCUCCAAGGGAAAGGAUGAAAAAUUGAAACUCCUGAAGAGAUUGGAAAGGAAUCUCAUGCUUUCACAAGGGGAAAAAAAUGAUGAAAGCUCAUCCCAUGAGUUCACGGAUGAAGAUACACGAGACAGUGAUGAGGAAGAUUUAGGAAGACAGAAGACCGAAGGGCAAUUACUUGGAGGCAUACCAGCAGAGGUUGUUCCCUACAGAGAUUCAGAGAUUAUCAGAAGAGAAGAAGAUUCCAUUGCAGAUGCCUAUGACGACGAGAACACUCGCCUCCAUCAGUGUACGGUACGGUGGAUGGGCAUACGGAAGGAUGAUGAAUUCUUUCAUUUUGUCAUUCUUUGCUUUGCGAUUGGAGCUUUACUAAUUUGCUACUACUACUACAAAGAUUGGACUGUUUCUCUCGGGAUCGGUUUAAUCACCUUUGCUUCCCUGGAAACCACUGGGAUAUACUUUGGUCUAGUGUAUCGACUUCGGAGCGUACUUGACAGCUUUGUUCCUCUGAUUGACAAGUUCAGGCCAGCAGGUAUGAGGAAAGCUGCCUAGGACGAGUAACUCAGGAGAGUGCCACAAACCCCUGCGGUCUGAAUAUCUGGUGUUAAAAGAACUGCUUUAUGAGGCAAUCAUAAAAACCUAAUGGCUAGCGUGCAAUAUUGAAAUGUUAAACCACAGCAAGAGAUCAUUCCCUCCCCUCAAAAAUAAAGCUGGAACUGUGGUACAGGGUCCCGUUCUUUCUUCUGAAGCAAUUGGUGGCUCAGAAGAGCUCCAGAUGCAGGUUUAUAUUUAAUGCCAUUAAAUAUAAACACAUUCUCCUUCCCUCCCCUGUGCAGCCACAUUAGUCUGCCUACGGUGAAUCAAAAUCAACAAAAUGACCGAUAUUAUCCUCAGCUUGUUCUGGAUUAGGCUCUGGAUGUUUCAGUAGGAAUCUUGGCAGCCACAGAGCCGCCUCCUCUUCCCCCCUUGUGAUGCCGCAAAGCAGGCAAACACCAGCUGCUGGCUCGCGGCUGAGCCCCAACAGCGCCACAGCACUGGAGCAGAUUAAUCCGUUGUGGCAGAACUCGAUAUAGUGGGUGUAUAAUGAUUUCACCCAGUGAAAGCUGGGUGAGAUUUUUACACGCAGUGACAUAAUGGUGCAGUAAUGAGAUUAUUAACAGCAGCAAAUUUCAUCUCUUCUUCUGAGGGGAAAAAUAAAGUGCUUGAUUUGACCCAUCCCCCAACAUGUUUUUUCUUCUUCAAGUAAAAUAAAGUGCAACUUUGACGUUCCUUUCGUUUUAUAGGAACAUGUUACACGUUACAUAUGUAGGCUAGUGCAAUCAUAGGCAGACUGCUAAAAAAGGGAAUACCUUUAGAUUUUUAGUUAAAAUGUAAGGUCUUCAUACCCAUAGAAGGAUGAUGGCACCAACUUAGUCAGAGAGAGCUACAAAACAUGAAAUUGUAAGGAAAUGUAGAUCUAAAAGCCAUUAGCCCAAACAGCCCGGAGUUUGAGAGAAGCAGUUUCAAGCCUUGCUAAGAAAAUGAGAAAGCUUACUUUUUAGUUGUACUUCAUUUUAAGCACCAGCGUUGCGUGUUCUUGUGUACUGUAGUGCCAUUUGCACAUCCAAAAAUACCGGCGAUUGCCCGCGGCCUGCACCACCGCAGCACAGCAGUCACCUAACAUGUCAGGGUUAAAUUAGGCAAUAAGGAUGAAUACAAGUUAUUUUGUAACGUUUAUAGUCUCAUUUACAUGUACUUUUUACAUGUCUUUGUAGACAUACUCUCUCAGACCAAAAUACUGUAUAUUUUGUGUUGUUGGUCUGCAAACAAAGUCGUGCUUAGGCCAGUUUUAGUUUCGUCUGCUGUAUAACAUCUUUCUGAAAGGUAAUUUGUGGGAUAAUCAGGAUGAGAAACAUAUUUUAGUACUAAACAUGUUUUCAAAUUUGGUACUCUGCAGUCAACAGAAUGAAUUUUUCAUUUUAUUUUUUCCUUAAACACAAGCUGCUUCAGGGUAAAAUAAGCAAAACGUUUAUGGAUAGCAAACCAUUUAAAACCCACCCAGUGGAACCCACCCCGUGAGAUAAACAGCUCCCCCAGCUCAGAGCAGCUCACGCGAGAAGAGUCAGUUCUAAGGAAAAAAGCAACUUACACCUUCAGCCGCUUCUUCUCGGGUAUCUGGGAAUUUCCUGCUCUUCUUUCAGAUCCUUCUUCUUGAGUCCAUCUCAGCAUUUUAAACAUUCCUGCCUCCUGCCCAACAGCAACACUCUCGUUCUGGCCUCAUGUAUCACCCUUGCGCAGCACUGGUCAGAAACUCAGAAACAGGAUACAAGUUGCCAUGAAGAGUUUCAACCUCCUUAAAAGAGCUUGUGCCCACCGGGCUACCGUUCUCCCAGUGCAGCAUGGCCCAUGGCUCAUCGCUCACCCACAGCUCUGCUGGGCCUCCGCUGGUUCCCCAGGGCCUGGUACAUCUCCCGCCUCUUCGACAUUAUCCAGCCCACGGGCUGCUUCUUACUUGUGUUUGGUUUUAAAUGGCUGGGGGGCAACGCAGAGAGGAGGAACUGAAGCAGAAGCACUGGCCACCCUCCUCCCACAACACACGUUCCUGCUUUUCACUAUCUGAUGCCUACGAUUUCAAUCUUCAGCAGCAAGGUGGACCAAACAUUGAACAAAAGUGACUCAAUUCACUCUAGACUAGCAUUUCCCUGCUGAAGCACAGCCCGCUCAGACCUCCAGUGAACACCCAGCCACUCCCACGCUACAGCUCGCAGCAGGGGAGGCGGUUCGCAAAGCAAAGUGCUCCUGCUACACAACAGGCAAAGCGCU
Chroicocephalus ridibundus (black-headed gull) is the source of this 19687-nucleotide messenger RNA. RefSeq names its product transmembrane protein 40 (gene TMEM40). Bases 16565 to 17437 code for a protein of 290 amino acids. NCBI's taxonomy places the organism in Eukaryota, Metazoa, Chordata, Aves, Charadriiformes, Laridae. The record is from RefSeq and is a predicted model, not a curated record. The transcript has 15 exons.